CGUUCAGGAGAGACUGUUAGCAAGUACUUUGUAGCGGUGUUGAAAGCUGUUUUAGAAUUGGCGAAGGAGAUUAUCGUACCUCCUUCAUUUGAUGUUGUCCCAGAAGAAAUUCGGAUUGAGCCAAAGUUUAAUCGUUACUUCAAGGGGUGCGUAGGUGCUAUUGAUGGCACCCAUAUUCAUGCUACCGUACCUGAACAUAUGCAGCCACGAUUUAGAGGCAAGUACUACGUCGUCGAUUCUGGUUAUGCUUCAAGUCCAGGAUUUUUAACACCAUUUAAAGGCGAACGGUACCAUAUACCAGAAUUUCGACGAAGUGGGGGACCAACAACAGCAAAGGAAUUGUUCAACCACAGGCAUUCUUCAUUAAGGAAUAUCAUUGAGAGAUCCUUUGCGGCUUUAAAGAAUCGUUUUUUUGUUUUGAGACAGAUGCCUCCAUUUAAAUUUGAAAAACAAGCACAGAUUGUAAUUGCAUACUGUGCGAUCCAUAACUACAUCAUUGAGCAAGAAAGGAUGGAUAAGUGUUUGUCCAUAUAUGGAGAUCCGGAUUAUGUGUAUGAACCUACUGAACAGGGUACAGACGAUGUAGCAACGAUUGAAGAGGGAACCGAGAUGAACAUUAUUAGGAAACGUAUUGCCAAUAAAAUGGCUAGGGAUAAUCAUAUGCCGGAGAUUCCAUGAAGUUCGGUUUUCCACUAUUGUAUUGUACUUCCAUUAUUAUUAUUCAAGGAUUGUUUGCUUUUUUUGCCUUUUGUAAUAUAAUGUUAUAUUGUAGGAUUUGUAUUAUGUGUAAUUGAGGAUUUGGUUCCAGGUCUUCUUGUAAUGACAUGUUAAUUUGGAA
This is a messenger RNA of Syzygium oleosum, 838 nucleotides long. RefSeq lists its product as uncharacterized. The transcript has 3 exons. Bases 199 to 678 code for a protein of 159 amino acids. NCBI's taxonomy places the organism in Eukaryota, Viridiplantae, Streptophyta, Magnoliopsida, Myrtales, Myrtaceae. The record is from RefSeq and is a predicted model, not a curated record.